CAGAUCGAUACAUGUUCCGUCCUCCUAGAGCUGAAAGUAUUUAUCAUUCAAUGCUUUGAUCAUCAAAAAAUCCCUGUAUACGUAUAGGACCGGAUCGUACGAAGUAUAUUCGCCUCCAUUGUUCGAGUGGCCCGCGCUUCCCUACUACCGACACCUAGCUGUCUCCGUCGUCGCUCCGUCCCCUAUGAAACUGUCGAUCUUUUCGGUGUUGGAUUAACAUUGAAAGACCGCGGAGCGAGUUAGUCCCGCCGGUAUGGAUAGGAGGAGUAGCCAUGAGGAGUCCGUUCCUCUCACGCAGCGGUCCAGCUCCCCAGCAUUGCCAGCUUCCGAUUCCGAGUCGUCGUCAGACGAGUCUAUGUUCUUCGACGACAACCGCGAUGCUUCACAGAAGCUGAGAAAGAUAUCGGAGCAUGGGAGAUACCGUGACUUAGAAGAAGGGGAAUCGGGGGUCAAUGCUGCGUUUCUACCCAAUACAGAGCGAAAGGCUACCCCUAGCAAGACACGCCGGAUCUUAUGGGUUCUUGGGAUACUGUGUGUGGGAGGUUGGGUAUUGUCUUUCUUCCUGUUUCUGGGACAGAAGCGGGCAGGCAAUGCUGCGACGGGAUCAGCGGCAGUUGUUUAUGCUGCUGAUUCGGAGUCGACAACAAACUACGGAAAGCCGGUCACACUUGAGCAAGUCUUGACAGGACAGUGGUAUCCGCGGUCACAUGCGAUUUCUUGGAUCGCUGGUCCUGAUGGUGAAGACGGGUUGCUUCUUGAGAGAGGAGGGGGCAAUGAGCAGGAAUACCUUCGCGUCGAAGACGUAAGGUACCGUAACGUCGAAGCGGAGCAUAAACAGACGAGAGUCCUCAUGAACAGUUCAUAUAUACAUGUCAAUGGCGAGACUAUCACUCCCAGCAGGGUGUGGCCGAGUCCCGAUCUGAAGACCGUACUCGUGUUGUCCGACGAGCAGAAGAAUUGGCGCCACUCGUUCACUGGGAGAUACUGGUUGUUUGAUGUCGACACCCAAACUGCUCAGCCGCUGGACCCCAGUGAUCCCGACGCGCGAGUACAACUAGCAUCAUGGUCUCCGCUGUCUGACGCGGUUGUUUUUACCAAGAAGAACAACAUGUACUUGCGUAAACUGCUGUCCAGCAAGGUCGUCCCCAUCACCACAGAUGGUGGGAAGAAUCUGUUUUACGGAGUACCUGAUUGGGUAUAUGAAGAGGAAGUUUUCUCUGGAAAUAGUGUCACUUGGUGGGCAGAGGACGGCAAGUAUAUUGCUUUCCUCCGCACCGACGAGGCUACUGUUCCCGAGUACCCCGUACAGUACUUCAUGUCUAGACCAUCUGGAAAGACCCCGCCUCCAGGACUUGAGAACUACCCCGAAGUUCGGCGUAUCAAAUAUCCCAAGGCCGGCUCCCCUAAUCCCACCGUCAAUCUGCAAUUCUACGAUGUAGAGAAAGGAGAGGUCUUCUCUGUGGAUGUGUCACAGGACUUUCCGGAUGAGGAUCGUCUCAUCAUUGAGGUGUUGUGGACGGCCAACGAAAACGUUCUCGUAAGAGAGACUAAUCGUGAGAGCGACGUCCUGAAAGUCAUCCUCAUAGACACUGCAUCGAGAACCGGCAGCGUUGUUAGGUCUGACGAUAUUGCUAGUCUUGACGGCGGAUGGGUUGAACCGACUCAGUCUACACGAUACAUUCCCGCAGCUCCUGAAAAGGGCCGGACUCAUGAUGGAUAUAUUGACGUGAUUCCUCAUGAAGGAUAUGAUCACUUGGCCUAUUUUACACCGCUUGAUAACCCGACCCCUACCCUACUCACUUCAGGAGAAUGGGAAGUCGUGGGUGGACCCGCUGCGGUUGACCUAGAGAACGACAUUGUUUAUUUUAUUGCGACCAAGGAGGGCCCGACCCAGCGUCACGUCUAUAGUGUCAAACUGGACGGAUCCGAUCUGAAACCAAUAACGAACACAUCUGAGAUAGGAUAUUAUGGUGCCUCGUUUUCCAAAGGUGGUGGCUAUGUAUUGAUGACCUACGCGGGACCUUCUGUUCCGUGGCAGGCCGUGAAGAGUACCCCGAGCAAUAAUAUGUCUUACACGGAAGUGAUAGAGGAAAAUCAGGGAUUGGCCCAGAUGGUCAAGGACCAUGCCCUUCCUGUUGAGGUUUACCAGAAUGUCACGAUCGAUGGCUACACACUACAGGUCGUUGAGCGACGCCCCCCGCACUUCAAUCCAAGGAAGAAAUACCCCGUGCUCUUCCAUCUCUAUGGAGGACCUGGCUCGCAGACUGUUGAUCGCACCUUUGGUGUUGAUUUCCACUCUUAUAUCGCGUCAAGCUUGGGAUAUAUUGUCGUUACCGUUGACGGCCGCGGGACUGGUUUCAUUGGGAGAAAGGCUAGGUGUAUUGUUCGUGACAACCUGGGACAUUAUGAAGCUAGGGAUCAGAUCGAAACAGCUAAGAUCUGGGCUGCGAAAAGCUACGUAGAUGAGACACGUAUGGCAAUCUGGGGUUGGAGCUACGGUGGCUUCAUGACCUUGAAGACUCUUGAGCAAGACGCUGGCAAGACUUUCCAGUAUGGCAUGGCUGUAGCACCAGUAACAGACUGGCGCUUUUAUGACUCUAUUUACACCGAGCGAUAUAUGCAUACUCCCGAGCAUAACCCUUCUGGCUACGACAAUGCGUCCAUUUCUGACGUUUCUGCGUUGCGCCAGACUGUACGAUUUCUCGUAAUUCAUGGCGUUGCCGACGACAAUGUACAUCUACAGAAUUCCCUUUCACUGAUUGACAAGCUUGACCUGGCCGGUGUGGAGAAUUAUGAUGUGCACGUGUACCCUGAUUCCGACCACAGUAUAUACUUCCACAAUGCUCAUAGAAUGGUCUAUGACCGUAAGUGCUUUCCUAUUCAGAGAUAGCAAAGAUUUAAUGCUGACUCGACUAGGUCUUUCUUACUGGCUUGUCAAUGCCUUCAACGGCGAGUGGCACCGGACCUCAAGCCCAAGCCCGGACAGUGAAUUCCGUCGACUUUUGAAGCGUUUCGUAUCCGUCUUUAGAUGAUGUAUGGUUAAAACAGGAAGAGAUACCUUUCCCAAGGGCGUAUUCAUGGAGUUAUACCGCAGUUGAGAUGUUCUGUCGACCUGUACCGUGAUAUUCGACCUUCGUGCUUUUGCCUUCGCAUGGAUAUUUUUAGCAGAUGGAAUUUCGAGGCGUUUUCAGGGGAAGCAUAGCAUUGCAUAUUAUGAAUUGAGACAGUUUUAGAUCAUUGGA
Molecule: messenger RNA, 3242 nt
Organism: Paecilomyces variotii
Lineage: Eukaryota; Fungi; Ascomycota; Eurotiomycetes; Eurotiales; Thermoascaceae
Product: pheromone maturation dipeptidyl aminopeptidase DapB
Exons: 2
Coding region: 254-2890 (878 amino acids)
Biological process (GO): proteolysis
Molecular function (GO): dipeptidyl-peptidase activity; serine-type peptidase activity
Source: RefSeq, a predicted model, not a curated record